Aspergillus calidoustus is the source of this 1923-nucleotide messenger RNA. The record is from the annotation of a GenBank genome assembly. NCBI's taxonomy places the organism in Eukaryota, Fungi, Ascomycota, Eurotiomycetes, Eurotiales, Aspergillaceae.
AUGGCUCUUUCUAGUCUAAUUACCGUCUUGCCCGAGAAUGACCAACACCGUAUCUGGGUUCAUUGCCGCCAGAUAGACGUGUACUUCCCCGAUGGACCACAUCUCAUCCUGCCCUCUGUUGACUCUGCCAAACGAAAACUCCUAUGCACCCUUGGUGUCGGCCAAUGGUCAACAUUGUUCUGUCAGCAGUACAGCGAGGGGGACAAUGGAGCGGUCACAUACCUUCGUUUCAUCUACAGGGAUCUAAAAUCAUUCAAAGUGAACUUGAAUGAAACAGAAGGGAUCCUUUCGUGGGACAUUACCCUUCGAAGCGACUUGAAACCAGAGGAGAACAGUUGGGGUAGCAUAAGCAUGAGAGACUUCGUGAAAACUCUGCCCUGUGCCGGUGUCACUUUCCCCAAGGGAAGUCGCCUCGUCUUUAGACAUUCGAUAAAUCCAAGAUCCAGGUGGUGGAAGUCGAACAAGGCCAUGAUUAUGGGUGGACUCGGGAGCCGCCACAAAACAGAUUGUCUAAAACCUGAGACUCGACUAUACUUGAAGGUUAAUGAUACUGCCAUCGCUGCUGAAGCAGCGACGGAAAUUCAAGUGCUUGCGAAGUGCGUUGUCCGCGCCUAUAAUCAUGGUGAAGUUGUUAUUCUAGCAAUUUGGCCACAAGAGGAUAGGCCUUUCCGUGUCUAUGCUGGAGAGCCUAUAGUCUUAAUCGGCAAAGACAUGUUUUCAAGAAGCCGCGCUCUGUCUCACGACAAGGAGUGCCCUGGGUACUUCGCUAAAAUCCUUCCCUCGGCUUCAAAAUGGAAGCUCGUGCGCGACGCACCCUACCAUGCGGUUUUACAGGGUCCAGCCCAGCAGACGGCCAUCGAUCAGCUUUUGGCAAUGUUUGUGGAGUAUGAUGUCCAAAUUGUGCCUGCUGGAAAUCCUACCCAUCUCCAGCAGAAGCGCGACAUCCAUAUGUCUUGGUUCAAGAAACACCUUGUGGGCAAGGAAUUCGAGAGAGCUUAUGAGAAUACAAUGGAGGAGUCCGGAGAGGUUUCUCUAAUGCCUGAAUCUCGAAAAAAUCUGUGUUUGGAGAACCUAUUCGCGGGAAGAAAGUCACUCGCUUUCCAGGAACUAUGGAUGAGACCAUUUUCCCCUGCGUCUCUACCAGAUGUACCGGCCGCUCUGGGACUCAAUCACGAUCAGACCAGUGCACUUGUCCAGUUUGCUAGGAAUCGCCUGUCACUUGUUCAGGGCCCUCCUGGUACCGGCAAAAGCCACACGGUGGUGUGUGGUGCGCUGUUUUACGCGCACCACCAAGCACUACCGUGUGGCCGGCGCCGCACAUUAAUAUUGGCACCAACCCAAUCGUCUGCUGCUGCAUUGAUGGCGACCUUCGCCAAACUAGGACCCCUUUUCGAAGGGAUACGGUUCCUUCGGUAUAAAAGCCAAUCAGCACUGUUCGGGGACAUCUUUUCUGAGACGACAGAGCCGGCCGAUAACCAUGGACGUUGCCAGGACCUCAUACAGUACUUGGGCAACAGAGUCUACCACGCCCUCAGAAACGGAUUUGAGCAUGUGAGGAAAUUUGGGGAUAUUACGGACCCCCCGCUCAGGCAGAGGUUUCUCAAAGAUUACCAUGAGGUCAUGGAGAGGAUUUUUGCUGAAUCGGAAGUUGUAAUUACGACACCGUUCCUUGCCAAAGCUGUUUCCAAUUGGGGCUUUCAGCCUGAUUCAAUCAUCUUUGAUGAGUUCGCAUAUUGGCAAGACCCUGAUGUAUUCAGUGUCUUCCUGGAGCUUCCGAAUACCGAACGUGCUCUCUUCGUAGGCGAUAACAAACAGCUGUGCCCGCUGGCGUUUACCGCAGAGGGGAGGAAAGCGUGGUGCCACUCCCUUUAUGACCGGUUCCUUGAGCGUGGCAUUGCUUUUACCAGGCUUAACGUCCAGUAA